UUCUAAAAAUUGAUUGAAAUAUAAUCUUUUACUAAAACAGAGUCAAAAUGGAAAAGAAGUCUGGCCUCACAGAAGACGCCCUUGAUACAGAUCAGGAAUCUAUCCAGCAAGCAGGAGAAUAUAUGAUCAAGUAUGAGAUCGAGCAUGACCUUGGCAAAGAAGUUGCUGAUCUUUGGGCUCAAGUAGAAGCAAAUACUAAAGGAUUCAGGAAACAUCUCCUCUGCUGUGCUGCUGAUUACUGUGUUAAUAAGCUUAAGAAUCCUGAAUCAAAACUCUUCCUAACUUUAAUGGAUCACUUGAAUCAGUGUGUAAAGUAUCAUGAAAACAAUAGGAGACUGAUCUCUGCAUGGUGCAGGAACGACAUCAUUUCAGAAGACCAUAAGAAUCAUCUCAUAAAAGAGCUUGAAGCAUAUCAAGAAAGCAGGAGAAAAAGCAAUGAAGUCUACUUCAAAGCGCAAUCAAAAGAGAAGCAGUUUGCCAUUUAUCUGAGAAACUUCAAGCAAUGCAGUGCUAACUCAGAAGUCUAUAGAGAAGAGCUCCAGGCUAUGCUACAGAGUAAGUCUCAUACUCCUCAACAGGUUUAUGAGCUGAUUGAGAAGUUUCAUAAAACCCUACUCAGCUUGAAAUGCAACAGAAGAGCUGCUGCCAAGCUAGCGAUAGAGUUUACUAAGGAAUUUAGACAAAGCAUCACAGUCAGACUUCAUUGUCUUGAGAACAUCAAAGAGCUCCAGCGCAAAGUGAAAGGAGAGCUUGAGAUUAGACAGAAGAAAGAUCCUGAAAAGAAGCCUCAAAAAGAGUAACCCAACUGGACUAAAAUUUGUUAAGUAAAAACUAUCAAAUAUUCUUGACUACAUUUAAGAUUUUUUCAAUUUUGUUUC
Messenger RNA from Moneuplotes crassus, 878 nucleotides. The record is from the annotation of a GenBank genome assembly. Lineage: Eukaryota; Ciliophora; Spirotrichea; Euplotida; Euplotidae.